GAGGGCGAGGAAAGAAAGGUGCCCCCAUCAUCACUUUCCCAGAGUACUCAGGCUUCAGUGAAGUACCAGAGGAAGAUUUCCUUAAUGUAGUAACCUACCUGACCAGCAUCCCCAGCUUGGAUGCUGCCAGUAUUGGCUUCAUCAUCAUCAUCGAUCGGCGGAAGGACAAAUGGAUCUCAGUGAAGGCCUCUCUGUCCCGGAUUGCUGGUGCCUUUCCAGGAAACCUGCAGCUGGUGUUGGUGCUGAGGCCUUCCAGAUUCUUUCAGAGGACAAUCGCUGAUAUUGGAAUAAAGCUGCACAGGGAUGACUUCAAAAUGAAGGUUGUUAUGCUGAACUCUCUGUCAGAUCUUCAUGAGUAUGUGGAUAAAAGCCAGCUGACCCAUGAAUUUGGAGGUAGUCUCGAGUACUCUCACAGCCAGUGGAUACACCACCGAACUGCUAUAGAAAACUUUGCCUUGACGGUGAAAACUACAGCACAGAUGCUUCAGAGGUUUGGGACGGAGCUGGCAGAGACAGAGCUUCCCAACGAUGUCCAGGGCACCAAAGACCUGUUCACAGCGCACACUGACAAACACAAUAACCUCAAGGAAGAGCUGAAGCUAGCUUUAAGACAAGGCAGCACCUUGUUUACCUGCAUCAAGGAUCAGGCAGCCAAGUCGGAGGAUCACAAACUAAACCCUGAUGAGAUGGAGAACCAAACCACUGUGGAAAGGCUCCUCGCCCAGCUCGAUGAGACAGAGAAUGCUUUCGAACAGUUCUGGUGUAAGCAUCACCUAAAACUGGAGCAGUGCCUGCAGCUACGCCACUUUGAACAGGAUUUCAGGGAGGUUAAAAUAUCUCUGGACACUCUGAUGGACUCUCUGAAAAGCUUAUCUGACACUGGAGAUUGUGUGGCCAGAGUGGAACAUCUAUUGAAAGAGCUCAAAGCUCUGGAGAAAAAAGCUCAGCCCUCAGUGGAAAAGGCCCAGCUCCAUGCCAUGCAUGGUGACCAGCUUAUUCAAAGCAACCACUACGCCGUGGACUCCAUCCGCCCGAAAUGUGUGGAGCUCCGGCGGGUCUGUGAUGACUUCAGCAAUGAGGCCAAGAAGAAGUCAGAUGUCUUGUCUAAAUCUUUGCACAUACACAUGGGCAUUGAGAAGGUUAACCAGUGGUGUGAGUCUGGAAUCUACCUGCUGGCUUCUCAAGCUGUGGAUAAGUGUCAGUCGCAGGAAGGGGCAGAAUCAGCUUUAACAGAUAUUGAAGAUUUUCUGGAGUCGGCAGAAAAGAACCACGUGACAGAACUGAGGAACCUCCACAACCAGUAUGAGGUCGUCCUGUCUGAGGACAUAAAGGGCAGUGUCCUGAAGGCACUCAAGCGACUGGAGGAUGUUCAAGAGAUGUUUGAGAAGAGACAAGUAAGCCUGAAGAGGCUGUCAGCAAAACAGACGAGGCCAAUUCAGCCAGUUGCCCCACGGCCUGAGUCGUCUCCCAAGCCUCCAACACAAAAGCACCCCACCAGGACAUCUGGGGUCCAGCAGCCAUUGGCUCGAAAGCUCUCUGAUAACUCUAACAGUGGCAAGCAGCUGGCUGAACCUGAUCCAAACAAGAAGAAGAACAUACGCAAGACCAAGGGUGGCAUAAAGAUUGAGGUGAUGCAUGAGGAGAGCCAAGGAGGCUCCACCCACGUUGCUGUUUCAAAUGAGAGUGAGGAGAGUCUGUCCAAUAGACGGAGACACAUUAUGACUGAGCUGAUUGAAUCAGAACGGAUUUAUGUGGAGGAAUUACAAAGCAUCAUGGAGGGUUACAUAGCUGAGCUGAAUAACUCGGAGCUCAGCCACCUGAUCCCCCCAUCCUUGGAGAACAAAAAGGAUGUGCUCUUUGGCAAUCUGCCAGAAAUAUUUGAUUUUCACAACAAGACAUUCCUCAUGGAGCUGGAGAAUUGUGCUGAGAAUCCAGAGCUGGUCGGAACGUGUUUUCUGAAGAGGAAAGAAGAACUUCAGGUGUAUGAGAAGUACUGUCAGAAUAAACCCCGCUCUGAGGUUGUGUGGCGGCAAUGUGGAGACAGCCUCUUCUUCCAGGAGUGCCAGAAGAAACUUGACCACAAGCUGUCCCUGGACGCCUACCUACUGAAGCCUGUUCAGAGGAUCACCAAAUACCAACUAUUGCUUAAGGAGAUGUUAAAAUGCAGCAAGGGUGAGGGGUUGGCUGAGCUGGCGGAAGCUUUAGCUACCAUGCUGGACAUCAUCAAGUCUGUCAAUGACUCCAUGCACCAGAUAGCCAUCACUGGGUUUCAGGGAAACCUUAGUGAACUGGGGAAGCUACUAAUGCAGGGAUCCUUUAAUGUCUGGACUGAUCAUAAGAAAGGCCACAGCAAGGUGAAGGACCUGGCCAGGUUUAAGCCCAUGCAGAGGCACCUCUUUUUGUAUGAUAAAAUGCUGCUGUUCUGUAAGAAACGGGAGGAGACGGCGGAGGGACACGACAAGACUCCAUCCUACAGCUUUAAGCACUCACUAAAGAUGAGUUCGGUGGGGAUCACCGAAAACGUUAAAGGUGACAAUAAAAAGUUUGAGGUGUGGUACAAUGGCAGAGAGGAAGUGUACAUAAUCCAGGCUCCCUCCAUGGAUGUGAAGAGUAUGUGGGUGUCAGAGAUCCGCAAAGUUCUCACAGGCCAGCUAGAAGCAUGCAGAGAGGCCAGCCAGAACAAUAACUAUGGAGUCCCCAUGAGGAAUGUCCGUAAGAUGGCACUGAGACAGUCUGAUUCAUCAAGUCCCGAGUCAGGAUUCAGGAGAGCAAACCCCAGUCCAAACAUCAGGCAGAAAAAAGUUGAUGCUUCAGCCCAUUCAGGCCACUCAGCUCUUAAUGCUCGGAAGCAUUUCACCUUGCAGGGACUUUCCAAUAGAAGGUCUCUUCCAGCAGAACCCACUGCAAAAGAGGCAGAGCUCCCUCGCCGCUUCUCUCUCACUUCCUCUCUUGCCUCCUCUUCCUCCGCCAUGCGACGCAACAAAGGUCCCCUCUCUGCUAGCAUUAAGAGCAAGAGACAUGAGAUAAAGAGCGAUCCCACUCCUUUUGGUUACGAAGAUACGCUACGUGGCGCGAUGGCUGCAGUUGGGAAGCGGCAGAGCAUGACCAGCAACAUUGCUGAGGGUGCUGUUAGCACAGCAGCUGUCCCCAGAUCAACGUCCCAGCCAGGCUGGACCCAGAGACGUCUCCUCUCCAUGGACACAGAGGACUUUGAGACGAUUCCCUCCAGUGGAGAGGAAUCCUCGAACUCUUCUGAAGACGAAGGCAACAAUAAAAAUGGUGACAGCAGCCGUUACCGAGUUCAGCUGACAUACACGUCAUGUGAAGCGAAAGAUCUUUCUCUGGGAAACACUGACAUGGUCCAGUUUCUGGAGGAAGCGGAGAAUGGAAACUGAUAUCUACAGUGAUUUGUGUGCAGCAGCACUCUCCGACUCUGAAGAAAAUGACGCCAGUAGUUGGGAAGAUGUCUCUCAGGACUGCAAAUAAAUAUCAGUGGUCUUUUGAAAUUCAGUUGACUUUGCUCUCAGACGUUGAUCAGGUCAAUAACUGCAGUCUUUAAUAUGUAAUUUACAAAGUUUUUAACUACUUGUAGUUAUUUUUGAUCGACUACAGAUAUGCCUUGCAAUUGUCAUAUAGUUGUCAUUUUUGUGUGUUUUAUUCACUGAUCUUUGUCAGUGAGACUCCCGGGAGAAGAAGCUGGAACUUUACUGAGCACGACAGUCAGAAAGCCAUGUCCUAUAACUUUAAAAUCCUUUUACGCCCAUCUAGCAGAGCAACUGUAUACAGUAAACACAGCCCAUAGUUUCAGAUAUGUGGACAGUCUCUUCAGAAACUAUUUAGACCCCUUCACAUAUUGCAAUCAUUUGUAUUAUUAUUUUAUAUAAAAUAAAAAGUACUCUUGGUAAAAUCUAUUACAUAUUUAAAAACAUGUAACUUACUACAUUUGUUUACAUAGUUAAAUUUUCAAGAAGCUCCUUUCUUAGGGUCUUUAAUUAGUUCUAUUCAAAGUGAGGAUAUAAGUUUUCUGUAGGCAGAGAGCCCCUUCAGCGCCACGUUACUAAAACAUGUCUUCUGCUAACAAGUUGCGUUUUCUCUGUUGGAUUCUAAACUUCACCGAACUGUAGAGUGCUGGGUGCUGAGGCCACAAUCGUGCAGUGUAAAGGAAUGUGAAGAUUUUUUAAAACGAAUUUUUUUUUUUUAUUUUCCUUACCAACAAACCAAACAUGUAUAAUACUUUAAUGUUAGGUAAAAAGGUGUUUUUUUGUUUUUGUAGAAAAUAGAUCUUUAAAUCAGUUUAGAUCUGAUCUGAAGCAACAAAACUGUCUACCCUACAUGCCUUUAAAAGAAAAGCCUAAUCUUUCCUAAAUUUUUUGGGUUGAUUGUGGGUUUUUUUUGUUUUGUUUUUUUUGGCCAAGUAGAUUUUUUUUUAAGCUACUCUAUGCAACAAAAAUGGAAUACAGCAACUUGCUAACUUGCUGUAUUUAGCCCUGGUUAAUGAAUGGGUGCUAACGUGACUGCUUUUGAAAUAAAUUAAUGGAAUUAAAUGUAAUAAAAAUUCAAAUACAAAAAAUUGUUUUUUAAAGCUGACAUGUGCUUUUAAAUCCUUUUUUUCCCUCAAAUCAUUCAAUUUUGGUCUAUAUAAAGUGAAACUGCAAUGCUUUGGUUUAAAAGGUGGAUUUAGCAUGAUAUGCCCCCCAUUAAAAGACCAAACAUUUUCAUUGUACCUAGCAAUUGUCAUUUAAUAAGGAUUUGAACUUGCUUUAUCUUGUUUAAAACCCGUCAUGAGUAAAUAUCAGCAGUAUGAACUUAAAAAACAUCUCUAUCUGCAUCCACCAGCUGGGGAUUUUUAUUUUUAUUGUCAUAUUUUGAUGUUUCGGAGAUGUUAAGUGAAGAUUAUUGAUGCUAUUUUAAGUAUGAAAUCAGUGAAAAGGUCAGAAUAUUUCCUGAGGAGACUGUUCUAGCUCAACCUGCUCUUUGUCAAAUCUGAAGGAAUCUGUAUAAUAACUGCAAAAUUAUCUAAAUUGUUGCUACAGCUCUUAGAUGGACCUGAAUAUGUUUGUUACAAGGCUUUACAUAAAUGAAAAUAUUGAAAAACAUAUUGGUGACUCAAAAAUAUAACUAACAUAUUUCUGCCACUCAGGGGAGUAAUGCUAAUUUUUGCACACAGUUAGUUUUGUUGGAUUCAUGUUUGAGGUGAACAGAAGAAAUCUGCUUGCUGUGUUUCACUUGAUUUAGAAGAAAGUAGCUAGUUAUAUUUUUCAAAUUCUAACAUUGUCUAUCUGCAUAUUGAUAGGGCAGCUUAAGUGUCAUGGAGAGAUGCUUUGCUCCAUCCAGGAUUAGAUGACACCAAAAGCACAGGAUGCAGAGUCACAUGCACAUGCAACCAUGUUUAAAUUGCUAUAAUAUGCUUUUUCAUAUAAAAUUAACUGAUUGGUGAAAGACAUUUCCUCUGUCAUGGGUUCUUGCAUCUGGGAAAAUCUAAUUCAAAGCAAAUUCCUUUAGCAGCUAAUGAUAGUUAAAUCACUUCCUAGAAGAAAAAUUAAUCAAAUGCAAUGUCUUUUCCAUUUUAUUCUUUGUACAUCAUCAUGGAAAGUAGGGGGAACAAGCCAGAUGGCUUUUGAAGGAAAUGAUGGUUUCUGUUUUGAGAAACCGAUUCGUCUCCACAGCAUGUUAUGCUUCAUGUCCCAGAGAAAAACUCACACUCAUUUCUACAUAAUGAGAUUCUGUUAAGAACAUUUCACACUUUGAUUUGUUGUUUUUAAGCCGCUCGUACAGACAGGACAUUUUAAGAUAUUGUUUCUAUUUCUUAAUGGGUUGCACAAUAACACAAUAAUAAGUGCUAGCUAAGUGGUCAUAGCCCAACUAUGGGCUAUAUAAACAGUUUUACAGUUUCUCAUGUUCAAUAACUGGUUUUUAUAAAUUUCUGCAGGUAUAGUACAUUUUGCAGUGAGGGUCAACCAGAAAUUACAUUGGCAGGUGAAAGAUUUGCGUGUAAAGUGCUCACUACGGACUUACAGUUUAAAUUUACAUCACAGUAUUAGGUUUUUAAAUUGGUAAAAAUGAAAACUAAAGAUUUUACUGCAUUUGUGAAAGCUGCCGCAAUCUGAGUAGCUGAGAACUAUGAUCCAAACUGUAGUUGACUAACAAAAGUUCAGACUAACAAGCAACUUUCUGCUGACAUUUAUGGGGAAUUAUUCAUCAGCAAACAGUGUAUACUGGUGAAGAAACAAUUUGCUUUAUGUAUAUAAAUAUUUGUUUUUGACUGAUAUCAAAACUUUGACAAAUCUUCUGUUUUUCAUUGUUUACUACUGUAUCUUUAUACAUUUGUUCCCCUCUGUAGACAUUUCUGGCAGGACACAUGCCUUUGAACAUUUGUAUUUUGAUAUCACUUUAAGAGCAUUUAAAGAAAGCUGCCAUGUUUUAUUAUCAGGAGAAUAAUAGCUUGUUUAAUUUACUCUGAGUACAUUCUGUAAUGUGUUGGAAAUGGGAAGAAUACGUCAGAAGUUAACACAGGUUUUUACACAAUAAGUGAACACACGCAAGAGGGAAAGCAAUUAUGAUGUUACAGUCUAACAAAGUUACAGUGAAUGUCUUGGAUCACAGAGAUGGAUAAAUGGAUGGAUAUAGGGAAAAUACUGUAUAUCAAUCAAUGAUAAAUUGUUGAUAAAAAUUGAUCGAUGAUAUACAUUCAGAGUGACAUUUAAGCACUAUCUUUAAGUUAAGGCAAAUUUCUGAAGAAUUUCAUGUGCAUUGAUCCAUACAUUGUAAAACAUUAAUUCCUCUCAAACAUGCUGAACUUUUUAGUUGAAUGGAAAAUGCUGUAUGUUUAUUAUGAAUAUGAUUCUGUUAUACUGCAUCAAGCAGCAAUGUUAUAAUCUUUUAAAAUCUACAAUGUAUCAUGUCUGUAUACUGUAUCUGGUAUUAUAUUGAACAUAUUGCUCACUAUGAUAAAAUGCCUUUACUACAUGA
Messenger RNA from Fundulus heteroclitus (mummichog), 6969 nucleotides. It is a transcript of the gene mcf2l2, whose product is annotated as MCF.2 cell line derived transforming sequence-like 2. The record is from RefSeq and is a predicted model, not a curated record. Gene Ontology annotation, molecular function: guanyl-nucleotide exchange factor activity. Gene Ontology annotation, cellular component: cytoplasm. NCBI's taxonomy places the organism in Eukaryota, Metazoa, Chordata, Actinopteri, Cyprinodontiformes, Fundulidae.